AUGCCUGCUGGUUCUAUACGAUUUAGUGGUAUCGUCGGUAGAGGAGAAUUUGGCAAAGUAUAUGUUGGUGAAGCCCAAGGAGUCAAUAGAAAUCCCGAAUGGACAACCGUUGCAAUCAAAACACUCACAGGUUAAGACCACAGAUCAACUAAUUUACUGUUAUUGCUAAAUAAAUAUAAUUGUUUGCCGCAUGUUCGUGUGAGAAUACGCACGGAUCAUUUUCAUAUAUGCUAGCAAUAGUUAUAUUUCCCAGAACCGUAGCGUAUGCUAGCUAUCGCGCGCAUGCACCAAAGAAAUUUUACAGUUUGUAUUAUUAGCAGAUGACGUCAACUCUCGAGUAAAUAAUGUUUACAAAAACGUUUUUCUGGUGUGCCUGGUUGCUAUGAAGUUAUCAAUCUCAAAACACUAAUCAAUUACCCAUUCUUAAUCAUUAGAUCACAGUUAAUAAAAUAAGAUGGUUUGGCUAGCCGGCAAACUUCAAAGGGAUUUGGUGACGGCGGUAAACUAUGUGAGGAUCAAUGUAAACGGUUUUAGUGCAUAGCAAUGUAGUAGACCAAUUACUAUAUGAUUAUAUUACAGUUUCCAAUGUUCUCGUUUUCAUCGCGAAAUAACUGCGCUAAUAACACUUAUUUUUUAUCCUAAACUAAAGUUAUAUCAUAGCUAGGGCUAUGGGCAACGAUUUAGAGGCGAUUGUAUCGAUUCCCUGGGAACUGAAACGCGAAAGUUGUUCGAGCAACGUUGACGAGUAUUUGAACAUGAAGAUACCCGUGAGGAUAUUCAAUUUACCUUAUAAAUUUGAAAUCGCGUUGUUUUUUUAUUGAUGAAAACGAGGCAAUUAUAGAAGAAGAGAUCAUAGACGCUGUGAGCGAAAUAUUAGGCGAAAAGAACUUUUCUUGCGAAAGUCGUGACAAGAUUUGCAAGUCGAAAGGCGGCUUGACAGGACACAAAAAUGCAAAAUAUGGGAACAAAACGACAGCGGUGAAGAAAAUGUUUCUUCAUCGCUAACAAAAGAGAAGUUAAAAUCCAUUGUUGAUAAAGUUAAGACAAAAAUAAAGUAUGAUAGUUUCUGGGAGAGUGAAAUGACUUCGAAGCAAGCAUAACAUCGAACGAUUCACUAUACGAUAAUAUUUUGCCAAUUUAUGAACGAUUUUGUCGAAAACUAAACUUGUCGAAAACUUGCCUAUUGCAGUCUGAAAAUCAACAAUUAUGCAAUCUUAUAAUUAUUUCAAUACGAGACCAUUUAGUGACAAUGUCGAAAGGUGUAACUACAGGCAGUGGACAGGCUGAAAUUUCUUCAGAACUGAGAAUGAACGUGGACUCCUGUCCAACAUAGCAGGGUAUGCAUGUGCUGUCAGAUCUGAGGAAAAAGUCCAAAAACAAAGUAAAUGAUGAGCUUCAAAUCAUUUUAGAACAUAUGAUCAGUUCUGGUUUGGAAAAUGCAUACAUUAUAAGGCACGCAGUCGAGGAGGUCUGGUUACACCAUGUGAUGAUUUGGUCAAGCUACUAGAGGUUGUAGAGAUUUCAUUCAGACAGUUUAUAGGGAAACAGCCCACUGUUCUCAAGAGCAAUUCCUUGUGACAAAUUAUGCAAUGAUGCACUUGACUCGCCAUUGUUAAAAUCUCUUUGGGACAAUAUAUUGCAAGGAUGUUGUAAUAAUAUUGGCAAAUGAACAAAUAAACGUUGCUUGGAGAAUAUAGACAAACUCUAUUUAAGGGUUCGUAGCUUUUCUUAUGCUACAUAAGUAAGUUCAAAAUCCAGCAAAAAGCAAAAAAGAGCAAAGGGCUUAAAAAGAAAGAAAGUGAAUUUGACUUUAUGAUCCUUUGAUAAACAUACUUUUGUACAUACAAUUAAAUAAAUUUUAAAAUACUUAUAAUAAUAUCAGUGCCUGAAUUUAUAUAAAUGUGCCAACUGCACAACAAUUGAUAUAAUUUAUGUGAUUGUCCACCACGCCAAAAAUUAUUUUAAUGUAGCCAAUAAUUAAAACCCCACACUGGACCCCUGGGGAUAAUACUAGGGCACAGGCAAGGUAUGGGAUAGGAUUGGGCAAUGGGUGCUUGCCAUAUCACCAGGUUAGAAAAAGUCAAUAUGCGUGGAUACCUAUACAUUUUAGUAGAAGUCAGAUCAUUUGAAUAGGGCUCAUUAAUUUAUGUUCAUAAGAAGCUAUAAGAAGCUAUUUAGCUGUUUUGUGUACAAUAUACAAAUUUAACAUAGCAAUAUGCAGGGCGAUCACAAAGGGGUGUGUUUGACACCACUUGCUGCUGUUGGCAAAUGAAUCUUUUAUCGGCAAAACUGGUUGACUGCUAUUGCUUCAAAUUUUAGAAAUUUAAAAGGUUUGCAUAUGCAUGUUGGGGGAAAAUUUUAAGCUUUUUUCUAAUGUUAGUUGGGAAAAAUUUUAAGCUUUGCUUAUGUUAGUACGGAAAAUCUUUUUGACCUCCCCCCUAUCUAAAUAGAUUUGAGAUACUAAUUUAUUUGCAAGAUGAUGGUACUACUGGUAGGAAAUAAUUAUAUGAGCCGAGACUGUUUCGCCCAAUAUCAGGGCUCAUCAGUAUGCCUAGGAAACAUACUACCACACUUGAUGGAAAACAUGAUUCUGGACAAGGACAGCCUUGGGGAGGCUGAAAAAUGAGCAAACUGGUUUUAAGGCGCCAGUGACCCUCCUUUCACACCUUUGGCCAAAAGGAGUUUGGUUAGAAUUGAAUGACUAUUUGGGACAUUUCAGGACAUGCAGUUGCUCAAUUUGCACAUCAUCCAAGUCAAUUCUGACCCUUUAACCCACUACCUCUCUAAUCCCCCAACUUAAACCUAUCAAACCUCAUAUACUGGGCAAAGAAUAUUGAUAUAAAAACAGACAGUACUUAGACCUAAAACAUACAUGUUCAUAUCAACUAAAUUCAAGCAGUUCCAAAAACCGAUUAAAUACUAUUUAAAACACGAGGAGUGUUUUAUCAUAUUUAAAACGCGAGGCGCAGCCGAGCGUUUUAGAUAUGAUAAAACGCGAGUUCGAGUGUUUUGAAUAGCUUAAAAUACGACUACAAAACAAUACUAAUUAGGAUGAACAAUUAUAUAAUCAUACUAAUUAGGAUGAAGAAAUAUAUUAAGAAUACUAAUGAAGAUAUAAUGUCGCUUCACGUGACAUAUUAUGGCUGACAUGAUUUGCUACAAGGUUUAUGAAUUUUAAUGAGUAUUUUAACUGUCAGUAAAAUAUCAAAAUAGUGUGCAUCUUGGCACAUUAAGAGUUACUAGGUUAACACUAGACACUGACUGACAUUAAUGAUAGUUUUGUUAGUCCAUAGCGGAAGCUUAAGCACUGAGGCACUGACAAGUAAAAUUAUCUGGAUUGGACAGAUAUUAUAAUCUGAAUUAGCCUAUAAAUGCCUGUUGGGAAUUUAUACAAGGUCUGACAGGAAUGAAACUUCUGAUGAUAUGAGCAGGGACAGUGCUCUCAGCAGACAGUAUAUCCAGUGGCGCAGCCAGCUCGACCAUUUGGUCAUGCUAUCCAAAUAUCAAAUCAUUAUCAUUAUUCAGUUCUUCAGAAAUCGAUUGUUUUCACGGCCUAUGAAGACGGAAAUAUUCGCAUAGCAUGACCAAGUUGUCGGGCUGGCUAUACAACACUGAGUAUAUCAAUUUAAUAUUAUCGUAAUCAACUAGUAACAGUCACUUCUAGUAAUAGGACAUUAGUCACUUCUUUUUCUGACGUUUCUUCACAGGCUCAUCUGAAACAGUGUACCAUUUCGCCUUACCUGCUCACCCCGUAACCUGGAGAGGGGGCUAGAAAAGGUUCCCCAAACAUUCUCUAUCUCAACUAACCCGGGCUAGUUUACCGCGACUGGCAGGGAUCCCCACCAUGCGGUCGAAAUACACGAAAAACAACAAACAGAUACCGAUCACAGUCGGCGCAUGGAACGUUCGAACACUCUUAGACAAAGAUGAUGCGAAUAGACCGGAAAGAAGAACAGCACUCGUAGCAAAGGAGCUAUCAAGAUACAAAAUUGACAUUGCUGCUCUGAGUGAAACUCGUUUUGCUGAAGAAGGAAACUGAGAGAGCCAAAAGCCGGAUACACCAUCUUUUGGAGUGGGCGUGGGAACGAUGAACGCCGUGAGUCGGGAGUUGGCUUCGCUAUCAAAAACGACCUAAUAGGCAAGCUAACUAGCCUACCCAAAGGGGUCAACGAUCGCCUCAUGACGCUUACUCUUCAACUGAAGGGAAAGAGAAAUGCUACCAUUGUUAGUUGCUAUGCCCCUACCAUGACAAACCCAGAUGACAUCAAGGACAAGUUUUAUGAGGAACUCGACACUAUAAUCGCUUCCACACCCGAACAAGACAAGCUAGUGGUUCUCGUGGACUUUAAUGCCCAGGUCGGGUCGGAUGUAGAAACGUGGGGCGGAGCCAUUGGGAAGCACGGCGUUGGAUCAUGCAACAGCAACGGUCUACUCCUCCUUAGAUUGUGUGCCGAGCACCACCUUGGUGUCACAAAUACACUCUUCCUGCUGCCAACCAGAAAUAAAACCACUUGGAUGCACCCACGCUCAAAACACUGGCACCUCAUCGACUAUGUCAUUGUCAGAACUAGAGACAGGAAUGAUGUGCGAGUGACGAAGUCAAUGUGUGGAGCAAAUUGCUGGACAGACCACCGCCUCAUCAUAUGCAAACUCAACUUUCAUAUUCAACCACCUAGGCGUCCACAGGGGAAGAAACCACCCAAGCGUCUGAAUAUUGACAAGCUGAAUAAUGUCAACGUCAAGCAGAAAGUCGCUAGUGAGUUGGAUGAGAAACUUGAGUCAUUGCCCUUGAAUUCUGGCAACAUUGAGCAGGACUGGGCAGACUUCAAGAAUACUGUACACUCGAUAUGCAGUGACAUACUGGGUCCUAAAACACACUCUCAUCACGACUGGUUUGAUGAAAACAAUGAGGCCAUAGACAAGUUGCUUGAAACGAAGAACAGACUCUUAAAGCUAAACCUUUCAAACAAGACUCCAGCCAACACAGCUGCUUUACACAAAGUAAAGCAGACUGUCCAGACUGAAUUGAGACAUAUGAAGGACAGAUGGUUCAGUCAAAGGGCCGUUGAAAUCCAGGGUACGCAGACACCCACAAUUCCAAACGCUUCUAUCAAGCUGUUAGAACACUGCAUGGACCUCAGCCUGCUGGUACAUCACCACUGCUCUCUGCUGAUGGAACCGAACUUAUCAUAGACAAGCCUGGCAUUCUUGAUAGGUGGGCAGAGCACUUCGGGUCGGUUCUAAACAGGCCAUCGUCAUUCAGCAUCGAGGCAAUCAAUCGCCUACCUCAGACCCCAACUGACACAACACUUGUCAAGCCAAGCCAUCUUAUUUUAUUAACUGUGACUAGAUGAAAGUACAGGUGAUUGCAUCGAGAGCUACCAAUUAAAACUAUCAUGGUGUUUUCACAUAAUUAAAAUGAAUUAUAUAAUGGAAGUAAUUUCCAAACAUUCGUCUAUAUGUCGGCAAUAUUUCGUCAACAAUACAAAUUAAAAACGUACUUACACAUACAUUUGCAAUGACUACAUUAAAACAUGGUGUCAUUCAGGUAUCGGCUUCUGAGGAAUCAGCUAAUCUCGAUAAAUUGAACAAAUAUUAUAUAGAAUCUGCCAGUGAAGAAGAACUUAGUGGUAUCUUACAUGAAAUUGAGUUGAUGAAGGACCUUGGAAAACAUGAAAAUGUCAUUCAGAUGUUUGGUUGUUGCAUAAGAUGUCGUCCAAUAUGUUUAGUCCUGGAAUACGCGCCCGGCGGAAAUUUGAAAAAUUAUCUGAGAUCUCUUAAAAAGUAGGUAAUUGCCUAUCAAAGUGCCAGUAAUGGGUGCAACGCGGAAUCUUCCAUUUUGAUGCGUAAGCCAUUUUUAAGGUGGUUAGUAAGAACUUCCCGUUGCACUUAGUAGUUUUUAAAAUUAAAAUUUUCCGAAAUAUUUGUGUUUUUUCAUAAAAUCGGAAGUUCUUCAUAUAUUUUCACAAAAGUAGGUGAAGUUUCACGUAGUUUAAGAGAUCAUUUGAAAAUUCUCCAUGUUCUUUAGUGAUCCGAUUACCUGAUCACACUAGAGAUGUGGUGUAGUUGUAUUCUUACAUCUAAAAUGUAUUUGUUUAUAUUUCUUCAUUCUUUUAUUAAAUAUUCCUGGGAAAGGAAUGUUCCUUCGAUGCGUUGUCGGCUUUUUGAAGAACAAAAAAUAUAAUAUGUUUAAAUUUAUAUACUUAUUAUACUAUCAUAUAUUUUUUCUUAAAGUGUAAAGAUAUUGCAAGCGCGCGGACGAAUGAAGUCACAAAAUCUGUCAAGGUAUAAUAUUUUGUCAACAAAAUGCACUAAUUCUAAUUUUCCUUUAAUUUAUAUACAGUAGUUUAAAAUAUUCCGGUUUAAGUUUUAGCUUAAAUUGCCCCUAACGUCAAGAAUUUCUUUGCCUGAGUGCCAGGCUCUCGACUUUGAGAAAAGGGCCGGAUACAGGUUGUUGAUUUCCUCAAGUUUAUGUUCAACAUUCGGUAUCUGGAUGUUACGCUGGUUGACGAACAGAAUAUAUUAAAUAUAUGAGUGCUUGUGCGGAGGAAAUAAAUCUGUUUGUAAUUGAAACGUGUGGCAAUUAAAGGGUGCGGAGCUCAAAACCAAUUUUUGUCUCAUCGUUUCUUUUCCAUUCAGAAAGAUUGAUACUCUGGUUAAAGCUUUUAAAAAAAAUUUAAUUGAUAUAUACAUGAGAAAAUUAUGCAGAAGCAAAAUCGUAUACAUGAAUAAAACACAUGCGAAAUAAAUCAUUUACUCGACACUCAUUUGAAUGUCACAACAACUUAUUACAAUUAAGUUUCUAACUGCAUGUGAGAAACCAAACCUUAAAUCAAAAUGUCUUUUGUUAUAGCGCUUACCACACUGUAAAAACCGAUUAGUUAAGAUAAACAAUUUCUUGUCUUAGAUGCAUUAAUUUCUAUUUUGACCAAUAUAUUUAUAGUUAAACAAUUGAAAAACUAGUUACAAUAACGCAAUUUUUUGUUAUUUUAAUUACCAAUUAAAGUGCACCUGAGAAAACAAAUAUAUGUAUUCAUAUAUAUUUUAAUAUUAGAAUGCAGGUCUCUUUAACGUCUUUGUGCUUACAUAGAUUACAAUUGAAUUUACAUAUACCGAAUUGUAAAUAUUUCAGGUCGGAUAUCAAAAAUUGAUUGGGGCAGGUGAAAUGCCAAAAGAUUCAACAUCUUCAACUCUUGUUAAUGCAAGUGAACAGUACAAGUUGGAAGAAACAGGAAUAAAACAAGCUGAAGGUAAUUACGACAGAAAUUGCAAAUAAUAUAUAGUGAAAUUUAGGUAAGGCAUGAACAUACAUGCAUGCACGUAUAUCUUUUCAGUCACUUGCGGAGAAAGAUCUGUUUGGUUUGGUCAUGCUCCUCCAAAAAUUCCAUACAUAUCUAAUUUUCGAUAUUUCAAAAAAUUUCGAUAUUUUUAUGAAAAGACAUUUUCUGCAUUUUGAGCAAGAUUCUGAAAGAUCUUACUUGAAUGGGUAAUUUUGUUGUUUUUACAUUUUUAAUUUGGGAUUGGGGCAGGUGAAAUGCCAAAAGAUUCAACAUCUUCAACUCUUGUUAAUGCAAGUGAACAGCACAAGUUGGAAGAAACAGGAAUAAAACAAGCUGAAGGUAAUUACGACAGAAAUUGCAAAUAAUAGUGAAAUUUAGGUGAGGCAUGAACAUACAUGCAUGCACGUAUAUCUUUUCAGUCACUUGCGGAGAAAGAUCUAUUUGGUUUGGUCAUGCUCCUCCAAAAAUUCCAUACAUAUCUAAUAUUCGAUAUUUCAAAAAAUUUCGAUAUUUUUAUGAAAAGGCAUUUUUCUGCAUUUUGAGCAAGAUUCUGAAAGAUCUGACUUGAAUGGAUAAUUUUGUUGUUUUUACAUUUUUGGGCAGAAAAGAAUAUUAAAUUCUGCCAACGGCAAUAUUUGCAGCUAGUUAUGCUUCUCGUGAUAGUAUUAAUUUGUAGAAAAAAUGGUUACACUACUAUAUAAUAAUAAUUAAUGUAUGAUAUACUGUAUCUCGUGCAUUAAUUCCAUACCGAUUUUAAAUUAUGUUUAAUAGCAUGUGAACAUUUUUUUAUUCAUUAUUCGUUCUUGAGAAAAUAUAUGCGAACAAACAAAAAAAAAUCUACUUACAAAAUAAAGAAAUCGAUAAACUAGCCGUAGAUCUGCGUUGUAACUAAUUAAUGUUAAAUUUUCAUCAACAUUUUAAACGUACAUGUAACAGCUGAUUCAAUGAACGGCGCUUCACGUAAAAUUCCAUGUCAAAUUGUAUUAUAUUUUAGAUUUAAAUUUCGAGAUUGCCUCAAGAAUAAACGAGGAAAUUCGAGUUGCUUUAAACCCCAAAGAAUUGGAAUCCUUUGCUCGUCAAAUUGCUACUGGAAUGGUAAAUUGCAUGUUUACAAUAUUAUAUAUAAUUUUAUGUUUAUAGGCUACCUGUAUCUAACUACAUAUAAUGUUUUUAUCUCCCAAACCAGAUUACAUGUACUGGACUGUAACAAAUUUCCUGAAUCAAUGUCAUCAUACUUGUUGUCCGUAAUGGUCAAGAUUAUAUUAUUACAUAACUCUUCAGAUACUUUCAUACUAUUAAUAAGACUUCUGUAUUGGUCCCUACAUGGACCCACUCAACUAUAACUACAUUCAAGUCAGUCAAGCAACCAAUGUCGGGAAAUAAUAUAUCGUUUUAUAUUUUUCUUUUAGAAACAUGUUUCUGGUCUUGGUAUUGUUCACCGAGAUUUGGCAGCAAGGAACAUACUACUUGGUGAAGACAAAGUUUUAAAAAUAUCAGAUUUUGGCUUGUCACGCGAGGGAACAUACAUAAAAAAAUCUAACGGGAAAAUUCCAUUCCGAUGGCUAUCGAUUGAAGCGAUACAAGAACGAACUUAUUCCACUGCUUGUGAUGUGUGA
Messenger RNA from Paramuricea clavata, 8896 nucleotides. NCBI's taxonomy places the organism in Eukaryota, Metazoa, Cnidaria, Anthozoa, Malacalcyonacea, Plexauridae. The record is from the annotation of a GenBank genome assembly.